This is a messenger RNA of Lactuca saligna, 3069 nucleotides long. The record is from the annotation of a GenBank genome assembly. Lineage: Eukaryota; Viridiplantae; Streptophyta; Magnoliopsida; Asterales; Asteraceae.
CUUGAAACAAGUCAAUUAAAAAAAACCUUGAAAAUUUUCCUCAAGUUUGGUCGUUGCAUUUUGCAUAUUGCACCUACACAAACAAACACACUUCAUUUUGUAUGUUCAAAACCGCACCCUCUUUGACACUCCCGAUUCACAGAUGUGCUGUUACGCGACUUGAUCUCUAUUUCCAUUACUCUCCAUACCCUAGCACUCACAAAAUCUCUCAAUUCGGACGGAGAUUCGGCGUGCCUUGCUCUCUGUUCGGGUUGUCUGAUCGGAUCUCUCACUCGGAGCUUAGGGUUCUGUUGUCAGUCAUUGAUUUAUCGAUCAAGGCGCUUAAUUUAAUCUGUAGCAAUGCCUCUCAGACUCGAGAUCAAGAGGAAACUCGCUCAAAGAUCAGAAAGAGUAAAAUCCGUGGAUCUGCACCCAACGGAGCCAUGGAUCUUAGCAAGUUUGUAUUCGGGGACAGUCUGCAUCUGGAAUUACCAGACCCAGAUUAUGGUAAAAUCAUUUGAGGUUACUGAAUUACCAGUCAGAUCAGCAAAGUUCAUAGCACGCAAGCAAUGGGUUGUUGCUGGUGCAGAUGAUAUGUUUAUUCGUGUAUACAAUUAUAAUACAAUGGACAAAGUCAAAGUCUUUGAGGCACAUACUGAUUACAUCCGGUGUGUGGCUGUGCACCCUACACUACCCUAUGUAUUAUCAUCAUCUGAUGACAUGCUUAUAAAGCUUUGGGAUUGGGAGAAAAGUUGGUUUUGUACUCAAAUCUUUGAGGGUCAUUCUCAUUAUGUUAUGCAAAUCACUAUUAACCCUAAAGACACCAAUACUUUUGCAAGUGCAUCACUUGAUCGCACUAUAAAGAUUUGGAAUCUUGGUUCACCUGAUCCUAACUUCACACUGGAUGCACAUCUCAAAGGAGUGAACUGUGUGGAUUACUUUACUGGUGGUGAUAAACCCUAUCUUAUUACUGGAUCAGAUGAUCACACUGCUAAGGUAUGGGAUUAUCAAACUAAAACUUGUGUCCAAACUCUAGAAGGUCACACACACAAUGUUUCUGCUGUAUGUUUCCAUCCCGAGCUUCCGAUAAUAAUGACAGGUUCAGAAGAUGGUACUGUUCGUAUAUGGCAUUCAACCACUUACAGACUUGAGAACACCUUGAACUAUGGACUUGAAAGGGUUUGGGCUGUUGGAUACAUGAAAGGUUCACGUCGGAUUGUUAUUGGCUAUGAUGAAGGAACCAUAAUGGUGAAAAUUGGACGUGAAGAGCCUGUAGCCAGCAUGGACAAUAGUGGAAAAAUUAUAUGGGCUAAACAUAAUGAAAUUCAAACUGUUAACAUCAAGAGUGUGGGAGCUGAUCAUGAGGUUUCUGAUGGAGAGAGGCUGCCUUUAGCAGUUAAAGAACUGGGAACAUGUGAUCUUUAUCCACAAAGCUUGAAGCACAACCCAAAUGGGAGGUUUGUUGUUGUCUGUGGUGAUGGUGAAUACAUCAUAUAUACAGCUUUGGCAUGGAGAAAUAGAUCAUUUGGGUCUGCAUUAGAGAUUGUUUGGUCAUCUGAUGGUGAAUAUGCUGUUAGGGAAAGUACAUCUAAGAUCAAGAUCUUCAACAAAUCUUUUCAGGAAAAGAAAAGCAUCCGGCCAACUUUUUCAGCUGAGAAAAUAUUCGGAGGAUCUUUACUUGCAAUGUGUUCAAAUGAUUUUAUAUGUUUCUAUGAUUGGGCUGAGUGUAGAUUGAUUCAACGAAUUGAUGUCAAUGUCAAAAAUCUUUACUGGGCAGAUAGUGGUGACCUUGUGACAAUUGCCAGUGAUUCGAUGUUUCACAUACUAAAGUACAAUCGUGAUGUAGUGUCUGCACAUUUUGAUAGUGGAAGAUCUGUAGAUGAACAAGGUGUUGAGGAUUCCUUUGAACCUUUGUAUGAUAUAAAUGAAAGAGUUAGAACUGGAUUAUGGGUUGGGGACUGUUUUAUUUACAAUAAUUCUUCAUGGAGACUCAAUUAUUGCGUGGGUGGCGAGGUAACCACAAUGUUUCAUUUGGAUCGACCAAUGUAUCUUUUAGGAUAUUUAGCCAACCAAAGCAGGGUUUAUCUCAUUGACAAAGAAUUUAAUGUCAUUGGAUACACAUUGCUUCUCACCUUGAUCGAGUAUAAAACACUUGUGAUGCGUGGAGACCUUGAACGAGCUAGUGACCUUUUACCAUCAAUUCCGCAGGACCAUCAUAACAGUGUUGCCCGUUUUCUGGAAUCUCGAGGCAUGAUUGAAGAGGCUUUGGAAGUUGCUACAGAGCCUGAUUAUAGAUUUGAGCUUGCCAUUCAGCUUGGUAAACUAGACAUUGCUAAGGAUAUUGCGUUAGUAGCUCAGAGUGAGUCAAAAUGGAAGCAAUUGGGAGAACUAGCUAUGUCUACUGGAAUGUUGGACAUGGCUGAAGACUGUUUGAAGCAUGCAAAUGAUUUAAGUGGUUUAUUACUACUCUAUUCUUCUUUAGGAGAUGCUGAAGAGAUUACAAAACUUGCAUCACUUGCAAAAGAAAACGGAAAAAACAAUGUUGCAUUCGCUUGUCUAUUUAUGUUGGGUAAAUUAGAAGACUGCCUACAGUUGUUAAUUGACAGCAAUAGGAUACCUGAAGCAGCUUUAAUGGCACGAUCUUACCUUCCAAGCAAAGUUUCAGAAGUAGUCGCCCUUUGGAGAAAAGACCUUAACAAGGUUAACCAGAAGGCUGCAGAAUCUUUAGCGGAUCCAGACGAGUACCCAAACAUGUUUGAGGACUGGCAAGUUGCACUACAAGUUGAAGCAAGAAGCGCAGACACAAGGGGUAGUUAUCCUCCAGCAACAGAAUAUGUGAAUUAUGUUGAUAGAUCGCAUGUGAACCUAGUUGAUGCUUUCAAACACAUGCAACUGGAUGUUCAUGAAAAUGGAGAGUUGGAUCAAGGGGAUGUAGAAGAAGAGAAUGAAAAGGAGGAGGAAUUUGUUGGUAAUAAGGAUAAGGAUAAUGAUUCUUCAGAUGGUGGUGUACUUGUUAAUGGUCAUGAAGCUGAGGCUGAGGUUGAUGAAGAGUGGGUUACAGAUAAUGCAGGAAACCCAUCAGCAGCUUAA